Messenger RNA from Talaromyces rugulosus, 531 nucleotides. RefSeq lists its product as uncharacterized. Bases 1 to 531 code for a protein of 176 amino acids. NCBI's taxonomy places the organism in Eukaryota, Fungi, Ascomycota, Eurotiomycetes, Eurotiales, Trichocomaceae. The record is from RefSeq and is a predicted model, not a curated record. The transcript has 4 exons.
AUGUCGUCGUUGAGCCUCCAAGCGAUGAUGCAGAGACCGAGACCAAAAAGAGAAAUACCCGAAGGAUACCCCCUGGAACUGGACCCUAAUAUCGACGAGAACGAUGUCGACGCAAUGAUCGUGGCCCUUCAGGCCAAAGUUGAUGAAAAUGUUAUUCCAGAACUCUACGAGCAUCGACUAAAGCGCUACCUUGCUAAAAAGAAAGAACACGAGGAACUACAGAAGGCCAACCCUGGGUUAUCCCUGGAAGUUUGUUUACGUUUGAGAACACUGCAAGGAAUGUUGGAUCAACUGGAGAAAGAGGGGCCAGGCGACCUUCAUAUUCCGAACAUCAAGGCGAUCAUGGACGCCUAUCGCUCUGGAGACCUGAAAAUUGUGCCUGGACUAGUUACGCAUUGGGCUAGGGGCGCCAAAGUUGCUGGUCCGAUGCAAGACGGAAACACCGUAGAACUAUUCGAAAAAUAUGCUAGGCCCGAGGGGUACCUCUGGACCGAAAGGGGCGACGAACAAAUCCUCCAGCGUGCAUUUUGA